AAAAUAUUCUUUCCAUGUUUGGAGUAAGGGGUCUUACCAAUUUGAUAUUAAGUUAGAGAAAACAGAAUGACUAAAAUUGGAAAUAAUUAACUUUGGACAUUCAAUGAUUUUUUGAAACGAAAGGAUAUUGACAUCAAUAGAAUAGAGUGCCUGACUUGAAGGAGUUUGCCAUGUAUCCAAGUUAACAGAGAAGGAUCAUGUAAGAGGAUGAUGAUGAUGGUGAUGAUGAUGAUGAUGAUAACUACAACCAGAGUUAUUCCUAACUGUCAGUUCAGGUCAAAAACGGCACGUCUUAAAACUUUUACUGCUAACCAGAUAGAUGAAAUAAAGGACCCUUCUGGACUCUUUUACAUUCUUCCUUUUCAGAAGGGCUACUUGGUGAAUUGGGAUGUUCAAAGACAAGUAUGGGAUUACCUUUUUGGAAAAGAAAUGUAUCAGGUGGAUUUUUUAGAUACUAAUAUUAUUAUCACAGAACCAUACUUUAACUUCACUUCAAUUCAAGAAUCAAUGAAUGAAAUCCUAUUUGAAGAAUACCAGUUUCAAGCAGUAUUAAGAGUAAAUGCUGGGGCUCUCAGCGCACAUAGAUAUUUCCGAGAUAAUCCAUCCGAAUUAUGCUGUAUCAUUGUAGAUAGUGGAUAUUCCUUUACACAUAUAGUUCCUUAUUGUAGAAGUAAAAAGAAAAAGGAAGCAAUUAUUCGGAUAAAUGUGGGAGGAAAACUUCUAACCAAUCAUCUAAAGGAGAUCAUAUCUUACAGACAGCUGCAUGUUAUGGAUGAAACACAUGUGAUUAAUCAAGUAAAAGAAGAUGUAUGCUAUGUGUCUCAGGAUUUUUAUAAAGACAUGGAUAUCGCAAAGUUGAAAGGAGAAGAAAAUACAGUAAUGAUAGACUAUGUUUUGCCUGACUUCAGUACAAUUAAAAAGGGCUUUUGUAAGCCAAGGGAAGAGAUGGUAUUAAGUGGAAAAUAUAAAUCUGGGGAACAGAUUCUUCGUCUGGCCAAUGAGAGAUUUGCUGUUCCAGAAAUACUCUUUAAUCCUUCUGAUAUUGGCAUUCAAGAAAUGGGAAUUCCAGAAGCUAUUGUCUAUUCAAUUCAGAACUUACCUGAAGAAAUGCAGCCGCAUUUUUUUAAGAACAUUGUUUUGACAGGAGGAAAUUCCCUUUUCCCAGGAUUUAGAGAUCGAGUUUACUCGGAAGUGCGAUGUCUCACUCCAACAGAUUAUGAUGUUUCUGUUGUGCUGCCUGAAAACCCUAUUACUUAUGCCUGGGAAGGUGGAAAAUUGAUAUCAGAGAAUGAUGAUUUUGAAGAUAUGGUGGUAACAAGAGAAGAUUAUGAAGAAAAUGGACAUAGCGUCUGUGAAGAGAAAUUUGAUAUUUAAGAAACAUUUCUGAAUGAAAGUUUUGACUGGUUGUGACUGAAAGGUUUAAUUUCAGUGUUCUUUUUAAAAAGAGUUAAGGACCUAUAUUACCUUUCAUCCCAAGAUAAAAUCUUAAACUUAUCUAAAUACUUUGAUCCAUGGCUAAUUUUCAAAGGUUUCUAGCUAGCUUAUUAAGUAAACUGUAACUCAGCCCAUAUUUUCGUUUAGGAGCUAGACUACUAUAACAAUGCUUGUGCUGUUUCUGAGUAGGUCAUCUUUCAUUAGAAGGUGAAAGAGUGAAUGUAUGUUAAGUGUAAUUGUUCAUAGUUGAAAGCACAAACUUAACUGUUUCACUGGUCAAUUUUCCUUAGAAGCUAGUUUUGUGUGACUAUGACUAGGACUUGGCCAAAGUGUUUUCAAGCUGAUAUGAUUUCUCUCUCUUUUAGAACUAAGUAUUUUAUUUUAAAAUUGUCAUUAUUAUUUAUAUAUACUAAGGUUGGGAAGUCUAAUCUUAUGUGUUCUUUAAUGUUUAAUUUUUACUUAGAGUAAGUUUGAAAGAGUGGAGACUAAAGCCAAUUUACUAAAGUGUUUUUGGUCACUAUUGUUUGGCAGAAAUAUCUUAUUUCACUCAUAAAAAUACUGUACCAUUUUUUAGGAUGAAAAGAGAUUUGAAGUUGAGGUUGGUCAAAAACUCUUAAAACAAAUGUUAGUAUUUAGUUUAAAAAUGCUUUUAUUAUCCACGGUAAGCUUAUUAAGGUUAAAGACUACAGCUGUCCAGUUUAAGGAAACAGCUGACACUGACAUUAAUGAAUGGAUCAGAUGAGUUUCUUUGAUUGCAAACAAUAGAAACUCAUUUGGCUAUCCUAAGCCAACCAAAAUUUAUCAGGACAGAGGACAGCUCAUAAAAUCUAAGAAAAAGCUGGACCAGUAGCCUUAGGAAGGAUAAAACCCAGGAUAACCUUAGGAACGUAAGUUAUAGAUACCGAGGGAUGAUCCUUAUAGAGCCCUGCCAUCAAAAUAUCUCAGUUUCCAUAUUCUCUAUCUUAUGUCAUUGUACUCAUGAAUCAAAUUCCUACCAGUCUCUUUACCUUAGUUAGGAUCAUACACCUACCCCCUGGCUUCAGGGACUGACAGUCCUACUAGGGUAGCCUAGAGUGAAAGAAGGUAGUUUUCCAAAGGAAAAUUAAGCUGAAGAGACAGCUGGUGGGCAGGGUGAAAGAGCUGUCCACUACAGUUCCAUUUGGAUUAUAUUGGGUUAGGGCCUGGUCAGUCCUUCCUAGACCUAAGCUGGUUGUCAUUACAGAGAUGCAAAUUGUGUGUGUGAUAUCCAGUUACUAGCAAAUAAUCCAUGGGCAGUGUAGCAAAAAGACGCUGGUGGUAUAAAAUAGGUUUUUGCAGCCAUACAGUGUGACAGUGCUAGAAUUUCAAGGUGAUGUGGUUGGAGGUAUAAAGCUAAGUCCUCAUUUAGAGGGCUUUCCAUGACUUGUCAUAAGUUCAUCUUGGACAGGCAGAAUACUAUCACCACCAACCAGGGGGCUUUUCCUGUGAGGAGCUGGGGCAUUUGUCAAAGCUGUAUUCCCAAAACCUGCCCUAGCCUGAAGUCUCCUGUUAUGGAGACUUCCAAUUUCGAAACUUAAUUUUGAAACUUUAACACCUAAUUUUUAAACUUUAUUGCUAGAGAUGUUUUAAUAUUAUACAGUAAAUUGACUUAAAAGAGAACAUUUAACAUUAGCUCUAAAUAAUAACAUUGUCUGAGGUGAUGCAUUAAAGAUAUCUAUUAUUUUAGAAAAACAUUGAUGAUCCUAAUUUGAGAUUCACUAGAAGUAGAAAGAGAACUUAGCCACAUUAGAGUUUAUAAUUUUUAUUGCAAAUUGCAUGUGUGGAAGCAACAUGUUCCAGUGUUGGUCAUGCAUAAUAUAUACCUUAAGACAAAAGAGGAAUAAGAUUUACAUCAAUGAGUAAUCAAGAUAGAACAGUCCUCUCAAGGACUGUUCUCUCUUGGUUUUUGUUUUGUUUUUUGAGGAAGAUUAGUCCUUAGCUAACAUCUGCGGCCAAUCCUCCUUUUUGCUGGGGAA
Equus quagga is the source of this 3428-nucleotide messenger RNA. It is a transcript of the gene ACTR6, whose product is annotated as actin related protein 6. Gene Ontology annotation, molecular function: nucleosome binding. The record is from RefSeq and is a predicted model, not a curated record. The coding region runs from base 208 to 1374 and encodes 388 amino acids. The transcript is spliced from 11 exons. Gene Ontology annotation, cellular component: Swr1 complex. NCBI's taxonomy places the organism in Eukaryota, Metazoa, Chordata, Mammalia, Perissodactyla, Equidae.